Prunus avium (sweet cherry) is the source of this 2256-nucleotide messenger RNA. RefSeq lists its product as uncharacterized. The record is from RefSeq and is a predicted model, not a curated record. Gene Ontology annotation, molecular function: RNA-DNA hybrid ribonuclease activity; nucleic acid binding. NCBI's taxonomy places the organism in Eukaryota, Viridiplantae, Streptophyta, Magnoliopsida, Rosales, Rosaceae.
AUGGUUGCUGAGAAGGACAUUCAUAAGACAGCAUUCAGAUGCCCAGGGCACGUGGGGGCAUAUGAAUAUCUAGUCAUGCCUUUCGGGCUGAAAAAUGCAGGGGCCACGUAUCAAAGGGCGAUGAACGCCAUUUUCCAUGACAUGAUCGAACACACACUCGAAGUAUAUGUAGACGACGUGGUCAUCAAAUCAAAGGAACAGGAGGAGCAUGUGGAAGAUCUCAGGAAGGCUUUCAUUAGAAUGAGGAAGCAUCAACUAAAGAUGAAUCCGAAAAAGUGCGCCUUCGGCGUUCAGGCGGGAAAUUUCCUGGGUUUUCUAGUACAUCAGAGAGGCAUUGAAGUGGACAAGAAUAAAGCCAAGGCAAUCAUUGACGCCUCUGUUCCCCGUAGCAAGAAAGAACUGCAGAGUUUGCUCGGAAAGAUCAAUUUUCUCAGGCGAUUCAUUGCCAAUUCGGCUGGGAAGGUCCAACCUUUCUCUUCUUUGCUAAGAAUAAAGGACAAGGAUCCAUUCCUAUGGGGGCCGAUCCAACAGGAAGCAUUUGAUCAGAUAAAGCAAUACCUGAGUAACCCACCAGUUCUCACGCCUCUAAGAAAAGGCGUCCCUCUAAAAUUGUAUAUUUCUGCUUCAGAUAAUUCUAUCGAUAGCUUACUAGCCCAAGACAAUGUAGAGGGCAAAGAACAAGCUGUAUUUUAUCUAAGUAGAAUAUUGCAGGAGGUUGAGACUCGUUAUUCUGCUAUUGAAAAACUCUGCCUUGCACUGUAUUUCACGGCAGUGAAAUUACGGCAUUAUAUGCUUCCUUUUACUGUUCAUAUCAUAGCCAAAACUGAUCUCAUUAAAUACAUGCUCAAUAGACUCGUAAUAAGGGGACGAUUAGGAAAAUGGAUUCUGGCUCUCUCAGAAUUCAGUUUCAGAUACGUUCCUCAUAAGGCAAUUAAGGGGCAGGCUAUUGCAGACUUUUUGGCCGCCCACCCUUGUGUCGAAAUUGAGGAUUUAAGCACUAUGGAAAUAGCCAACCUAGGAUUCCCACUCAAUCAAAGAGCUCCAAAAUUGGAAAUUAGAAAUGUUUUUGGGAGAUUGCCAGGUCAGCAAGGACAGAUUUUAAUCCCUGUAAAAACUGUCCAGGUCAAACCAUGGAGAUUAUUUUUCGACGGAUCAAGGUCAGAAUCAACAGCUGGUGCAGGUAUUGUCAUUGAAGAUCCAUUCGGAGCCAAAUAUGCAUAUUCAUUUCAGUUCGAUUUCAACAGCACCAACAAUAGGGCCGAAUAUGAAGCUCUGAUUAUCGGCCUGGAAAUGGUACUAGAGCUUGGGGUAACCCACUUGGAGGUCUUUGGAGAUUCUCAGUUGAUAAUCAAGCAACUGACAAAUGAAUAUAAAUGCAGAGACCCGACUAUGGCAGCCUACUAUGUCGCAGCCCGCAAUCUGAGCUCUAUGUUCAAAGAUAUAUCAGUCAAAUAUAUCCCGAGAAAUGACAACCUGGCUACCAAUGAAAUGGCACAAAUAGCAUCUGGCAUCCAGAUACAGGAGCACCAGUCCGAAAGGACCAUUAAGGUGCAGAAGAGAUCCCUACCUUCGAUCCUCAGCAGAGGAAUGGAUCUCGAGAUAAACGCAAAUGAAGUACAAGCUGGAGAUUGGAGAAAACCUUUGAUUGAUUACCUGACUAACCCAUCUCCAAGGGUGAGCAGGAAAGUCAAAUACCAUGCCACCAAAUUCCUAAUCAUGAAUGGAGAUUUGUUUCGACGAACCAAUGAAGGAGUCCUCUGUCUAGGACCGAAAGAGUCUAUGAGGGUCAUAGGAGAGAUUCAUGAAGGAUCCUGUGGUGCUCACCAAUCCGGAAAAAAGAUGCGAUGGCUGAUCAAGAGAUAUGGCUAUUUUUGGCCAACUAUGGAAAAAGACUGUUUUAACUACGCCAAAGGUUGCGAAAAUUGUCAAAGUAAUGGCCCGAUACAGCAUCUACCAGCUGUUCCCUUAAAUCCGAUCGUCAAACCUCGACCUUUCAGAGGAUGGGCCAUGGAUUUCGUAGGCAAAAUUGUGCCUAGUUCAAGCAACGAACACACAUUCAUUAUCAUGGCCACCGAUUAUUUCACAAAAUGGGUGGAGGCGAGUGCAGUCAAAUCCAUUUCUUCUUCAAUGGUGAUCACCUUCAUUAAACAACACAUCAUCCACAGGUUUGGGAUCUGUUUGUGCCUAAUAAAUCACGGCCCUAAACUGGCCGAAGGAGCUCCUUUUCUUGGCCCAAGCACUUCCUCGAGAAGCUGA